AUGGAUGCUUUGGAUGUGAUUGAAAAGCGGAUUGAAAACCUAAACCAGUUGCUCGGCCCACUGCCAACCGAUGGAAGCCAAGCAGAGAACUUAACCGAAGCCAUCCUGUCCGCCUCAUCUUUCCUUCCAUCCGCAAGCACCGGUCAUCUGGCCGAUGGUGCGGCCCGCGGUGCGAUUCUGGAAUCGUUUAAGCGCAAAGACGAGCUGGAAGCUUACCUAGAUCCGGCAUACUUGGAAGAAAAGCAGGACAUCAAGGCAAAAGAAAUGUACAUCAACACGAUAGCGAAUGAUCUGGCCGGUACGUUCGAAACGCUACAGAAGAUCAAAUCCCUCGAACCUACGCUGGGAGCGGAAUAUUUUCGCAACCUGCCCGACGUUAGUGAGCAGCUAAAAACCAUGACUACGACGGCGAGCGAGCAGAAGCAGGCAAACGAACUGCUUGAGGAAAGUCUCGUCAUUGCGAUGCAACGUUACAGCGAGAUUCAGAGUGGGAUUAAGGAUUCGCUCAAAGCCAUGACCGACCGGUUGGAUCAGUUGGAAGAUCGUCUGGCGCAGAAGAAAAAGCAGGAUAAAGAUAUAUAA
Molecule: messenger RNA, 582 nt
Organism: Anopheles marshallii
Lineage: Eukaryota; Metazoa; Arthropoda; Insecta; Diptera; Culicidae
Gene: DCTN3-p24
Exons: 1
Coding region: 1-582 (193 amino acids)
Biological process (GO): cytoskeleton-dependent cytokinesis
Cellular component (GO): dynactin complex
Source: RefSeq, a predicted model, not a curated record